AUGAUUAUUGCGAGAAGCGUGUUCUGGGACUUGCAAAUGGCCUUGCCUGAAGCCUGGAUGGUGUUGGACUAUUCCACUGAUGUUAUCCACCUUAUUGACACAGCCAUUAGAGCCCAUGAAGGUUACCUGGAACAAGGCCUUCUGGUGACGGAUCACACGAAGCUGCACAAAAACUACCGCAAAACCAUCUACUUCAAGUUGGACCUGGUUUCCCUGGUUCCCACAGACCUGGUGUACCUCGUUUGGGGCACUUCCUGCGACAGACGGGUUCCGUGUCCGGUCAUCGUCCGGUUGAAUCGCCUCUUCAAACUGCCUCGGCUCUUUGAGUUCUUCGAGAGAACGGAAACCCUGACCAAUUUCCCCAACGUCUUCAGGAUCGGGAAGGUCAUCGUGUACAUUCUGGUCAUCAUCCACUGGAACGCGUGUCUUUACUUUGCCAUCAGCUACGUCAUAGGGUUUGGGACGGAUACUUGGGUGUACAGAGACAUCGACGAUGGGGUCUACGAACGCCUGUCGUACAAGUACAUUUACAGCUUUUACUGGUCGACGAUGACGUUGACGACGAUCGGAGAAGUGCCGCAGCCCGUCACCGACUGGGAAUUCUUCUUCACCAUCAUCGACUUCCUGAUCGGCGUGCUGAUUUUCGCCACUAUCGUCGGCAACGUGGGCUCCAUGAUCACCAACAUGAACGCAGACCAGGCCGAGUUCCAGGCCAAAAUGGACCGCAUCAAGCAGUACAUGACGUUCCGCAAGGUGUCCAAGCAGCUGGAAGAGCGCGUCAUCAAGUGGUUCGACUACUUGUGGACCAACAAGCUGUCCCUGGACGAGGACGAGGUCUUGUCCACGUUGCCGGACAAGUUGCAGGCGGAAAUCGCCAUCCACGUGCACUUGGACACCCUGAAGCGAGUCAAGCUGUUCCAGGACUUUGAGGCAGGGCUGCUGCAAGAGCUGGUGCUCAGGCUCCAGCUGCAGGUCUUCAGCCCCGGCGACUACAUUUGCAAAAAGGGCGACGUGGGCAGGGAGAUGUACAUUGUCAAACGAGGCGUGUUGAGCGUGGUGGCCGACGACGGGGAGAAGGUGUUUGUCAAGUUGAGGGACGGCAGUGUGUUUGGGGAGCUCAGUAUCUUGAACAUCCCUGGCAACAAAACCGGGAAUCGCAGAACUGCCAAUGUGAGAAGCGACGGGUACUCGGACUUGUUUGUGCUGAAAAAGGACGGCUUGUGGGAUGUUUUGCACGAUUACCCAGAGGCCAGAGAAAAUCUGCUUGACACUGGGAGACGAAUGUUGCGAAAAGAUGGACUCUUGGACGAAGAAGCAGAAAAAAUUGCUGCAUUGGAAAGAGAGAAGACCAUUAUGAAAGUGGAACGACUUGAGGACCAACUAAAGGUGUCCCAGGAGAGACAAGGAAGACUGCUUGCAGAAUUCACAUCCAUGAGCCAACAGUUCAAAAAGCGCCUGGCAUGUGUGGAAAAGGUGCAAAAUAGUCACUCAGACCGCCUCAACACCAGCAAUGCCAAUUCCAUCACUUCUGCUGCAAGCAAGGUCCUUGCUUGUCAGCAAUUCUUCACUCCAUCCCCACAAAAGUCUCCAGACCAUUUUGCAAGUCGCUUGUUCUCUGCUGCUUCCAGCAGCAACAGCUCUGUUGGGCCAAAAUCAAUGACUGCUGAUGGUCAGCAGCAGAUGAUCAAUGUGUCUACAGCAUCUCAGCAGCAGUUUUUGUCACCUGUUGGCACUGCAAUGACUGAGGAAGAUGAGCUCAUUGAGCAGGACAUUUUGGCUACUUUUCAAGUUGACUCACCCACCACCAAUCAGGAAGCUUCAUCAUCAUCAGCUGCUGCUGGAAAGUCUUUGUCUAAUGAUGAUGAUGGUGAGGAUGAUCAUCCAACUGCUGGAACAUAA
This is a messenger RNA of Notodromas monacha, 1899 nucleotides long. The record is from the annotation of a GenBank genome assembly. Lineage: Eukaryota; Metazoa; Arthropoda; Ostracoda; Podocopida; Cyprididae.